This is a messenger RNA of Diaporthe citri, 3585 nucleotides long. RefSeq lists its product as uncharacterized. The record is from RefSeq and is a predicted model, not a curated record. Gene Ontology annotation, biological process: vesicle transport along actin filament; actin filament organization; endocytosis. The transcript has 4 exons. Gene Ontology annotation, cellular component: microvillus; cytoplasm; actin cytoskeleton. Gene Ontology annotation, molecular function: actin filament binding; ATP binding; microfilament motor activity. The coding region runs from base 1 to 3585 and encodes 1194 amino acids. Lineage: Eukaryota; Fungi; Ascomycota; Sordariomycetes; Diaporthales; Diaporthaceae.
AUGGGUAUUACCAACCGCCGAAAGGAUAAGGGGGCCAAGCAGGGCGGAGCCGUCGCAGCCGGCGGCGGCCAUGCCGGCGCAGGAGGAGCGAAGCCAAAGAAGGCCACCUUCGAGACAACCAAGAAGAAGGAGAUCGGCGUAUCAGACCUCACACUGCUCAGCAAGGUCUCCAACGAGGCUAUCAACGAGAACUUGAAGAAGAGAUUCGAGGGUGCCGAGAUCUACACAUACAUCGGCCAUGUGCUGGUUUCCGUCAACCCCUUCCGCGACCUCGGCAUCUAUACCGACCAGGUCCUCGAGAGCUACAAGGGCAAGAACCGUCUCGAGGUGCCCCCACACGUCUUCGCCAUCGCCGAGUCUGCAUACUACAACCUCAAGGCAUACCAUGACAACCAGUGCGUCAUCAUCUCGGGCGAGUCCGGUGCCGGCAAGACAGAGGCCGCGAAGCGCAUCAUGCAGUACAUCGCGAACGUGUCGGGAGGCGAGUCGGGCGACGUCAAGCAGAUCAAGGACAUGGUGCUGGCAACCAACCCCCUGCUGGAGUCCUUCGGAAAUGCCAAAACCCUGCGGAAUAACAACUCCUCACGUUUCGGCAAGUACCUGCAGAUGCAUUUCAACGCCCAGGGCGAGCCCAUCGGCGCCGACAUCACCAAUUACCUGCUCGAGAAAUCCCGAGUCGUCGGCCAGAUCCAAAACGAGCGGAACUUUCACAUUUUCUACCAGUUCGCCAAGGGCGCAUCCCAGCACCAGAGGGAGAUCUUCGGUGUACAAAAGCCAGAAACAUAUCUCUACACAAGCAGGUCCAAGUGCCUCGAUGUUGACGGAAUCGACGAUCUGGCCGAGUUCCAAGAAACGCUGAACGCAAUGAACCUGAUCGGCCUGUCCCAAGGGGAGCAAGACAACAUCUUCAGGAUGCUGUCUGCGAUCUUGUGGACUGGCAACCUGGUUUUCAAGGAAGACGACGAUGGUUAUGCGGCCGUGUCUGACUCGUCCGUCGUCGACUUCUUAGCAUACCUGCUCGAGGUCGACCCCCAAUCACUCAUCAAGGCCAUCACCAUUCGUGUCUUGACGCCGAGAAACGGCGAGGUCAUCGAGUCACCCGCCAACAUUGCGCAAGCAACGGCCACCCGUGACGCCCUGGCCAAGGCGAUAUACUACAACCUGUUCGACUGGAUCGUAGAGAGAGUCAACCAGUCGCUGAAGGCCAGGCAGCCAACAACGAACUCAAUCGGGAUUCUGGAUAUCUACGGUUUUGAGAUUUUCGAGAAGAACAGCUUUGAACAACUCUGCAUCAACUAUGUCAACGAGAAGCUGCAGCAGAUCUUCAUCCAGUUGACGCUCAAGGCGGAACAGGAGGAGUACGCCCGGGAGCAGAUCAAGUGGACGCCCAUCUCUUACUUCGACAACAAGGUUGUGUGUGACUUGAUCGAGCAGGUCCGCCCGGUGGGCAUUUUCUCCGCCAUGAAAGACGCCACCAAGACUGCGCACGCCGAUCCGGCUGCUUGUGAUCGGACCUUCAUGCAGAGCAUCAACGGCAUGUCGAAUGCCCAUCUGACGCCGCGUCAAGGCAGCUUCAUCAUUAGGCAUUAUGCUGGUGAUGUGAGCUACACGGUCGAUGGCAUUACGGACAAGUGCAAGGAUCAGCUGCUCAAGGGAGUCCAGAACCUCUUCCAGAUCAGUCAAAACAAGUUCAUCCACACGCUCUUCCCGCACCAAGUCGACACCGAUAACAGGAAACAACCGCCAUCUGCCGGUGACAGGAUUCGAACUUCGGCAAAUGCCCUUGUCGAAACGCUCAUGAAGUGCCAGCCAUCCUACAUCCGAACCAUCAAGCCGAACGAGAACAAAUCUCCGACCGAGUACAAUGUGCCAAACGUGCUCCAUCAGAUCAAGUACCUAGGUCUUCAAGAGAACGUGAGAAUCCGUCGGGCUGGUUUCGCAUACCGUCAGUCUUUCGAGAAGUUUGUUGAUCGGUUCUUCCUGCUGUCCCCUGCAACAUCAUAUGCAGGAGAGUACACGUGGACUGGUUCGUACGAUGCGGCUGUGAAGCAAAUCCUGAAGGACACCAGUAUCCCGCAGGAAGAGUGGCAGCUUGGUGUAACAAAGGCUUUCGUCAAGUCUCCGGAGACUCUGUUUGCUCUGGAACAUAUGAGGGAUCGGUACUGGCACAACAUGGCAACUCGCAUUCAGCGAAUGUGGCGAGCAUACCUCGCAUACAGGGCUGAGUCGGCCACACGUAUCCAGCGAUUCUGGCGCAAGAAGCGUACGGGCGCUGAGUAUUUGCAGCUGAGGGAUGACGGGCAUCGCGUCCUCCAGGGCCGCAAGGAAAGGCGACGCAUGAGUCUACUGGGGUCUCGACGAUUCCUGGGUGAUUAUCUGGGUAUCAACGCAACCACCGGGCCUGGAAGCCAAGUGCGCAAUGCUAUUGGGCUGGGAAGCAAUGAGAAAGCGGUUUUCUCGUGCCGCGGUGAACUUUUGGAGGCCAAGUUUGGCCGCUCAAGCAAACCGAGUCCCAGGAUCAUCAUUGUUACGAACAGCAAGUAUUACACCGUGUCUCAGAUGCUCGCCAACAACCAGGUCCAGAUUGUUGUCGAACGAGCGAUUCCUUUGGGGGCCAUCAAAUUCGUCGGCGCCUCAACUGCCCGCGAUGACUGGUUCUCGCUCGGAGUUGGGUCACAACAGGAGGCGGACCCACUCAUGAACUGUGUCUUCAAGACGGAAAUGUUCACUCAAAUGCAACGGGUCAUGCCGGCUGGCUUCAACUUGAAAAUGGGGGAGACAAUUGAGUAUGCCAAAAAGCCGGGCAAGUUGCAGCAGGUCAAGGUCCUCAAGGACUCCCCCUCGCCGGCGGACUUCUACAAGAGCGGUGCGGUGCACACGCAGCCGGGCGAGCCACCAAACUCAGGCCUGGCGGGCCCAACGGCCGGCCGUCAAGAGCCACAGGAAACCGAACGCCUCAGCCCCGACCCCGGAGCCGGGGCGGCGGCAGCUCCACGAGCGGUGCCCAAUCCUACACCAAGGCCCGUUCCGAAACCCAUACCUGCUCCCGUCACCAUCCCUUCGCAUACCCGAAACCAGUCUGCUGCUUCCGCAACUCGUGUACCGCCUCCUCCACCUCCACCUGCCGCACCCCCGGCUAGGGCGAGGAUCAUGGCCAAGGUCCUGUAUGAUUUUGCCGGCCAAAGGGAGAACGAAUUGACAAUCAAAGCGGGCGACAUGAUCGAGGUUGUCCAGAAGGAGACCAAUGGAUGGUGGCUAGCAAAGAACGGAGACGGCCAGGCAUGGGUGCCGGCAGCCUACGUGGAGGAACAAGCACCAGCACCAGCACCGAGGGCCCCGCCGCCGCCCCCUGUCGCAAACGGCAGGGCCAAGCCGGCCGCGCCCCAGCCCCCGGCCAAGCGACCCGCGGCAGGGCGCAAGCCGGCACCACCACCGCAGCCGCGCGACUCGGGCAUGAGUCUCAACGGCGGCUCGGACAGCAGCCGGAGCAACACGCCCACGCCGAGCCUGGCGGGCAGCCUGGCGGACGCACUGCUGGCGAGGAAGAAUGCGAUGGCCAAGAAGGAGGAUGACGACGACUGGUGA